This is a messenger RNA of Fonsecaea erecta, 1545 nucleotides long. RefSeq lists its product as hypothetical. Gene Ontology annotation, cellular component: membrane. Gene Ontology annotation, biological process: carbohydrate transport; transmembrane transport. Lineage: Eukaryota; Fungi; Ascomycota; Eurotiomycetes; Chaetothyriales; Herpotrichiellaceae. The transcript has 11 exons. The record is from RefSeq and is a predicted model, not a curated record. Bases 1 to 1545 code for a protein of 514 amino acids. Gene Ontology annotation, molecular function: carbohydrate:proton symporter activity.
AUGAAACCACAGAAUGAAGAAAGCAUCGGCAUAGGCAGCCGCCUCCGGCUGUUCUCCAAGACCACCUUUUUCAUCAUGAUAUACACGGCCAGCUGUGCCUUCAACUUUGGCUAUGAUGUCGGAAAUUUCGGUGGCGUCCAGGGCAUGCAAAGUUUCGGGAAGAUAUUCGGCCAAUACUAUGAGAAGAACGGGAAAUACGCCCUGCCAGCCUACCUUUCCUCGGUCAUGACUUCGGUUCCUUUCUUCGGCAAAGUUUUUGGUGUCAUUUGCGGCGCGUGGAUUGCUCAAAAGUUUGGCAGGAAACCAGCGAUUGCAAUCUUGAUCGCCAAUGGCUUCGUAGGCAUUACCUUGCAAACGGCGGCCACAACAGCAGCUCAGUUUACCGUGGGCCGGGUGAUCAAUUUUGCAACGACCGGUUUGACGAUCAUUGUGGUGCCCAUCUACCUUGCUGAAACGAGUCCUCGCGAGCUUCGUGGGAUGAUGAAUGCUACGAUCCAACUGAUGAUCAUUCUGGGUCAGUUGGUUGCCUCGUUGGUCAACUUGGGCACCAAGGACCUGAAGAGCAAUGCUGGCUGGCGAAUCCCGGUCGGUCUUCAAUUCAUUCCUGCAGGACUUCUUGCAGUGCUCUGGUUUUUGCUUCCCGAGUCGCCUCGAUGGCUCCUCUCACAACACCGCACCGAAGAUGCCGUCAGAUCUCUGCAGAGAAUCUCAAAAGCCAGCAAGCCGAUGGGCGAAAUUGAGUCGGACAUCGCCAUGCUCCAGAGAGAGCGUGCCAAUGAGAGCAAGGGCACUUGGAGAGAGGUCUUUGACCAAAAAAACAGACGUCGAACGGCUGUCGCAGUCCUAGCAAUGUUUGGACAGCAAAUCACUGGCCAGGCAUUCGUUUCUCAGUACUCGGUCAUCUUCUACCAGCAGCAGGGCUAUGCCAGCCAGGCGUUUGUCUUCACGGUGCUCAACAACGUCGUCUCGUUGGUCUGUCUCAUCUUCACCUGGUUUAUUGUCGACUCAGUUGGUCGCAGGCCUAUCCUUCUCUUUGGGGCCUUCAUGAUGGCGCUCUUCCUUCUGAUUCUAGGGGGCCUUUCGACAAUCGCGAACCCGACACAGGGGGCGAGGCACAUGAGCAUUGCCAGCGUCAUGCUUUUCGGAGCCGGAUACAGUCUUUCGUGGGCUCCUGUUUCCUACAUUAUCGUCAGCGAAGUCGCCUCUACAAGAGUCAAGGAGAAGACCAAUUUGCUCGCAUGUGUGAUCUCCGUGCUCACGACGUUUGUCACUUCCUUCACCAUCCCUUACCUCAUCAACGACCAGUACGCCGGGCUCGGUGGGAAAGUCGGGUUUGUCUACGGCUCCAUCUGCGCCGCCAUGUUUGUCGUGGCCUAUCUCUUCAUCCCUGAGCUCAAGAACCGGAGCUUGGAAGAGGUGGAUCAGCUUUUUGCUUCAGACACUUGCAUGCGCAAUUUUGGACAAGUCGAGACCCAGGCGGCCGAGACAGUUGAGGCGACGGAGGUGCACGAGGUGGAGUAUACCACCAAGGACGAGGAGGCCUAA